UUGGAUAUCCGCCUGCAGCCAUGGCUACCGCUCAAGUGAUUAGACCUGGUCCCAUUGGACAGCCCGAUAUCGACUAUGCCCCGAAUCUCGACAAGUACCUUGCUCGUGUUGCACGUCGCAAGGAGACCGAGCAGCUUGGCAACGAGCUGCCAGAAGGCUUUCCGAAGGAAUUGAAGUCGGAUCUUGUUUGGGACGGGAGCACGAUUGCGAAGGAGUAUAACUUCGUUUAUGAGUUGACUGCCAAAGACCUCGACGAGAUCGAAGCUGCGUUAGUCCAUUUUAAAUCUUUGAACAAGCCGCUUGGCUUCAUCAACCAGGACACUUUCCCGCUGCCUGGCCUGCACGCCAAUCUUCGCGAGAUUUCGGACGAAGUUCACAACCGACGCGGCUUCAAGGUUCUUCGAGGUCUGCCAUUCGAAAAGCAUGAUCGCGAAGAGAACAUCAUCAUUUACGCUGGAGUCUCUUCGCACGUCGGCCCAAUCAGAGCUCGUCAAGACCACCAAUAUGAUGGCAAACCAGCCGAUGUUGUGCUGGCUCACAUCAAAGAUCUGAGUGCCAUCGUAGAUGCCAACAAGAUCGGUGCACCCGCGUACACUACUGACAAACAAGUCUUUCACACGGAUGUCGGCGACGUGAUUGCAUUGGCCUGUCUCGAGACAGCUGCUGAGGGCGGCGAAAGCAAGCUUUCCAGCUCCUGGACUGUCUAUAACGAGCUGGCUAGGACGCGACCAGAUCUUAUUAAGACUUUGGCGGAACCCUGGGCGAGCGAGAAUUUCAGUGGAAGAGGCGAGAAGUACUCGUUGAAGCCACUGCUUCACUAUCAACCCAGCACCGAAUCUACCCCGGAGCGACUGAUCAUUCAGUAUGCGAGGCGGACCUUUACCGGCUACUGGGGCUUGCCCAGGUCUUCGGAUAUCCCUGCUAUUACUGAAGCUCAGGCAGAAGCUCUGGACGCUCUGCAUUUCCUUGCAGAGAAGCAUGCUGUCUCUCUUGGCUUCAAGAAGGGUGAUGUGCAGUACGCCAAUAACCUGUCUAUUUUCCACGCGCGAGACGCCUUUAAGGACACCCCAGAUCAGCAACGCCACCUUGUGCGACUUUGGCUACGCGACCCUGAGCAUGCUUGGCCAACGCCCGAGGCUUUAAAGUCGAGAUGGGGCAUAUACGAUGGCGUGACUCCUGAAAACUCCGUGUUCCCAUUAGAGCCAAAGAUCCGAAGUGCAAGUGCAAGUGCAGGGAGCAGCAACAAUAAACCUCUUGAGUAGUUCACUCUUUGCCGCAUGUCUAUGCGAUGGCCCGAUGGAAGGUCGGACCGAGAGAGGUUCAUCCCAUGCAGCCCGAUAACUAGCUUCAUCCCAACAUGUUGGUGGUCCCGCGAGCGUAGCAUGUAGCGCACGUGGCAGUACGGCACAGAAACCCUAGCCCCGUAACCUUGUUUCCACUUCUGAUGUGCUGUGAGGGAAAGUCGAAUCGAAUCGGACGUUGAAGUACACCGAGGGCUCAACGGGUGUCUCCAAGAGCUAGUUUCGCGUUAUCAGUAUGCAGUGCUUAUUCCGUCUCUCGCCGUGUGCAUCCUCUGGUAGCAUUUGGCUGAGCCAAGCACUCCGCCAAUGCGACCAUUGGCUGUCGUGCGAA
Molecule: messenger RNA, 1632 nt
Organism: Cercospora beticola
Lineage: Eukaryota; Fungi; Ascomycota; Dothideomycetes; Mycosphaerellales; Mycosphaerellaceae
Product: TauD/TfdA family dioxygenase
Molecular function (GO): oxidoreductase activity
Source: RefSeq, a predicted model, not a curated record